Molecule: messenger RNA, 516 nt
Organism: Ceraceosorus guamensis
Lineage: Eukaryota; Fungi; Basidiomycota; Exobasidiomycetes; Ceraceosorales; Ceraceosoraceae
Exons: 2
Coding region: 1-516 (171 amino acids)
Biological process (GO): mitochondrial respirasome assembly
Cellular component (GO): mitochondrion
Source: RefSeq, a predicted model, not a curated record
AUGUCGCAGGUGCCUGUGCCGCCGAGCGCGCCUGCCGCGCCUGUCGAAUUGCCAAAGGACAAGCUGUGGAGGAAGCUGAAGCAAGAGCCGAUUGUGCCCAUUGGUUGCUUGGCCACUUGCGGCGCACUACUUUGGGCUUCGUAUGCCUUGCGAAAAGGGGACAGGAAGAACUUCCAAAUCGCCCUGAGAUGGCGCGUCGGCCUACAGGGUCUCACAGUUCUGGGAGCAGUAGCAGGCAUGCUUCUCCUCAAACCAGGCGAAGCAGCACAAUCGACACCCGAGUCUGUCAAGGUGGCCAGUGUUCCUGGUAGACCUCCAACCAAUCGGCAAGUCGAAAAGGCGAGCGCGGAUCAGGAUACUGCUCGAGCCGAGUUUGCUCAGAGGAUGGCAGAGGCGGAAGAGAAGGAGAGACAAAGAGACUUGGCGGAGAAGGAAGCGGUGGAAAAGUUGCUCAGACCUGGACCCAAGGAACAGAGACCACGUCCUGUAUUCGGUCAAGAUAGGCGCACAUUCUAA